CGCCGUCAGAAUUAGUGUGCCCAUAACUAAAUCUUUAAGCAAGAAAGAAAAGCAAUCGGGCCACAAAGAUGACGCCGACACCACAGGAACACACGGCGCAGGAGGAGAUCUCCACAGCACCGGUGAUUGAUGGCGACAGGAUCGUCAUCUCCGGCAUGUCGGGGCUCUACCCAGACUCCAACAGCGUCAGCGAGUUGUCCCACAUCUUGUACAAUAAGAUAAAUCCUGUGUCGGAAAAAGCGCUGCGUUUCAAGUUCAGUCACCCUGAAGUGGUGCAGCACUCGGGCUCCGUACCAGGACUUAACCAGUUCGAUGCCCAGUUCUUCAAGGUGCACUACCGUCUCGCCAACUGCAUGGACCCCAUGGCUCGUAAAAUCUUGGAGCAGUCGUAUCAGGCUAUCUAUGAUGCCGGUAUAAACCCGGAUGAUUUGUCCGGUAAAAAGAUUGGUGUGUACAUCGGCACGUGCUUCUCUGAAGCUGAGAAGGCUUGCUUCUACGAAGCUGCUUCCCGAUCUGGAUUUGGUAUCGCUGGUUGCAGUAAAACUAUGUUCGCCAACCGUAUUUCUUACUGGCUGAACGCGAAAGGCCCGUCGAUGUCUAUUGACGAGGCCUGCUGCAGCUCCACCGCCGCGCUAGAGCAGGCGUACCUCGCCAUGAGCCGAGGCGACUGUGAAGCUGCUAUUGUUGGAGGUGCUUACUUGUGUCUGCAUCCACAGUCAUCCGUGCAUUACGGAAGAAUCAUGAACUUGUGUCAAGAUGGCAAGACCAAGUCUUUCGAUGAGAAUGCCAAUGGAUGUGCCAAGUCCGAAGCUAUCAACGUGCUGUUCCUACAGAAAGCUAAAGAUGCUUUGAGAGUCUAUGCUAACUUAUUGCAUGCCAAGUCGGAGUUCACUUGCAUUCUUCCUGGUGAAACUGGUCCUCAAUACGGAUUCUAUAGAGACGUCGACAAGUCAGUGUCUUUCAUGCAGAAAUUCUACGAGGAAGCGAGGGUCCCUGCAGAGGCCAUUGAGUAUGUCGAGGCUCUUGGAUGUGCCGUAAAGGAGGCGGAUAAAGUGGAGCUGCAAGCUAUUGAGAAGGUGUUCUGUAACGAUAGGCAAGAUCCUCUCCUCAUCGGCAGUGUGAUGUCCAACAUUGGGUACAAUGAAGCCGCCUCUGGUAUCACUGCCAUCACAAAGGUACUGUUGGGCUACCACACCGGUCAGAUAGCCGCCAAUCUCCACUGCACCAAUCCUCGCCAGGAUGUUGUGGCAAUACGCGAGGGUCGUAUGCGCGUUGUCACGGAGCACGAAAGCUUCCGUCGUACGUACGUCGCCGUCAACGGCAUGUCCGUCACUGGAGUCAACUCACACGUACUGCUGCAUGGACACUACAAGCCUAAGGACCUGAGCCGCUACAAGUCCAGCAUUCCUCACCUGGUGACCAUAUCAGCGAGACACGAACAAGCCGUGACCCACAUAUUGGAGAACUUGAAAUCCAACCCCGUCGACCCUGAACAGCUGAGGCUGUUACAUAACAUUCACUCCAAUAACAUUUCUGGACACUUGGGAAGAGGAUUCAUCAUUCUAGACACAAAUGAAGAACAGAAGACAGUGAGCCUCUCUGAGAAGUCUGAGUACUUCGACAACGCUCGUCGUCCGCUGUGGUUCGUGUACAGUGGUAUGGGCUCCCAAUGGACUGGUAUGGGCACGCAACUCAUGCGUAUACCAAUUUUCGCUGCUGCUAUUGAAAGAUGCCGCAAAGCUUUGGAGCCGAAGGGUAUUGAUAUAGUCGACAUUAUUACAUCAACUGAUGAGAAGACUUUCGACAACAUCCUGCACUCCUUCGUCGGUAUCGCUGCCAUACAAAUCGGUCUCACUGAUAUCCUACGCGAACUCGGACUUAAACCUGAUGGAAUUAUUGGUCACAGUGUAGGAGAAUUGGGUUGCGCGUACGGUGACGGUUGCUUGACUGCAGAAGAGAUGAUUCUGUCUGCGUACAGCCGUGGUCUCGUCUCCCUGGAGACCCCAUUCAUCCGUGGAUCCAUGGCUGCCAUUGGUCUUGGAUAUGAACAGAUCCUGCCUAUGUGCCCACCAGAAAUCCAGGUUGCUUGUCACAACGGACCUGAAUCCAGUACUAUUUCUGGACCUGCUGAGAUCAUGCGCGAGUUCGUGGCAGAGUUGACUGCUCAAGGAAUCUUUGCUAAGGAAGUCCCUUGCUCUAACAUCGCCUAUCAUUCCCGUUACAUCGCUGAAGCUGGUCCCAAACUGCUGGAGUACCUCUCUGAGGUGAUCAAGGACCCGAAACCCCGAAGUGAGCGUUGGAUUUCAUCGUCUGUGCCACAAGAAAGGUGGAACGAACCGAGCGCCAAACUCUGUUCUGCCGAGUACCACACCAACAAUUUACUUAGCCCAGUGUUGUUCGAAGAAACUUCAAGGUUGAUCCCCAAUGACGCCGUGUUGGUGGAGAUUGCUCCCCACGGUCUGCUGCAGGCCAUCCUCAAGCGCUCACUGCACCCGAACUGCAAGAACAUCGCUCUAACCAGGAGGAAGCACCCCGACAAUACUUUCUUGCUCCUUGAGGGUAUUGGCAAGUUGUUCAUGGAGGGCUACAAUCCCAAAAUCAACGUCUUAUACCCAGAAGUGGAGCUGCCAGUAUCUUCUGGCACACCCUUCCUGUCACAUCUAGUCAAAUGGGCUCACGCCGAGAAAUGGCCCAUGCCACUUUUCCGAACAGCCAGUAGGAAGGCAGCCGCUACCUGUGACUACGUGACCUCACUGCAGGAUGUUGAAAGUGCGUACUUACAGGGACAUACGCUGAGAGGACACACAGUGUAUCCGUUCUCGGCAACCUUGAUGCUGGUCUGGGAUAUAUUUGCGAUGACAGUAGGAGUGCCGAGGAAACAGAUUUCCGUGGAGUUCAGAAACUUGCACCUGUUCACGCAGCCCAUAAUGCACGACCAACGUCAGCUGCGUCUCAGCAUGUGCCUUCACAGAGGCGCUGGCAAGUUUGAAAUUCUGAACGAAGAUGUUAAGCUGGCGAUUGGAACCAUUGUGGCUUUAGACCUUGAUGAGUUGAAGAAAACCCAAACCAAAACAGAGGUAGACACCAAGGUCAACAUAGAUCUGACUGCUGACGAUGUUUACCACCUGCUCAGGGACAGAGAUUACUCGUACAGCGGUGAGUUCCGCAGCAUCGAAGGUGUCAAUGCAUCCCUGACGGAGGCUUCGUUGAUAUGGAGGGAUAACUGGGUGACCUUCAUCGAUGGCCUGCUGCAGCUGAACAUGCUGAGACAGAAACAUGAUGGUGUCUCCGUCCCGACACACAUCAGAAACCUGACCAUCAAUGUUCAGAAACACGAGGAAAUUGUUGCUAAAUCCUUCGUCUCUGACUACAAAGUUCUGAUGAAGGCUGAGGUUUUGGAGAAUUUGAACAUGACCAGAUGCGGUGGUGUGUCCAUGUGCAACAUUAAAUUAGAUAACUUACCUCCAAUUGUAAACAAAGACAUGACAUUGAAGGCUUUGAAGUUCGUCCCGAAUUCUCAAACUGCGCUUGAUAUUGCAACUUCAUUAGAAGUUUAUUUACAAACCGUAGCAGAGAAUGUUAAUAAAGUCGAUUUGAAGGUGGUUGGUAUUGUAAAUCAACCAGCAAAAGGAUUAAUGUUUAAUGAAAUAAAUAACGCAAUCAAAAACGUUUUCGGUUUGAAUGUAACCUACGACGAAAUCACACGUGAAGCUGCAAUAAAGAAACCAAACCUACAAGAUUUUGAUCUAGUGCUGGUACAAAACUUGUCUACAGACGAUGGGCUAUGCCAGCUUCUCCACCGUAUUCUGCAAAAGGACCAAUUCUUGAUAAGCGAAGAGGAUCUCAACUUUGGUGGUCGUACUCGCCCAUCCUCGUUGUAUCGAGUGUUCUCCGCCCACAACAUCCAAGAGAACGGCCAGCGACGGUCCCUCCUCCAUCUGAUUCGUUGGGGACCAUCGACCGCAGUAGCUACGGCAACCGUGACCGUGCGAUCAGCCGCAGACAUUCCAUUGCUUGUCUCCACGCGCAAUAAUCUACCCGUAGGACACAGACUCCUGAUCAUUGCACCUUACCCAACAGUACCAGGACUUAAAGAGCUAGUGGCUAAAUGGCGCAAUGAAGCCAGCCGCAACAAAAUCCACCUCAUUAUGGUUGCAAAAGACAGCAAUGAUAGUUUCUAUGUCGAUGAGGUUCCCGACAUCGACCUGGCAUACAACGUCAUGGACAAUGGUAAAUGGGGAGGAGAGUACUACGUGUCAUUGGAGGAGAAACCAGUAGUCAGCAAGAACGUGACACUACAAUGCUCUCAAAUUGGUGAUUACGAUUCACUCACUUGGGUGGAAGCUCCAGAACUCACUAAAUCUGGUGUAGCCGUAAAGGUGCAAUACGCUGGCAUCAAUUACGAUGAUGUUAAAAAAGCAAGUGGAUCAUUGCUGUACAAGGAGAACCUGAAGAAUGCCUUCGGUAUGGACUUCAGUGGAACCACCAAGAGUGGUGAGCGCGUGAUGGGCCUGGUGGCUCACGGCGCGGCGAGCAGCGUGGUGCACGCCCGGCCGGAGCUGCUGUGGCCGGUGCCCGCGCACUGGUCACUCGAGGACGCCGCCACCGUGCCGCUCGCCUACGCACAUGCGCUCUACUGCUUGGGACUGAAAAGUCGUAAGCAGAUUACUAGCGACAUGAGUGUGCUGGUGCACGGUGGAGCUGGCGCUUUCGGUCAGGCUGUCAUAUCCAUAGCCCUGGCAUACGGCUACGAGGUCUUCACCACCGUCAGUGACAUGCGCAAGAAACAUUUCCUACGCAAAUUGUUCCCUGACUUAAAAGCGGAACAUAUCGGUAACUCCCGUGACCACAGCUUUUCUGACAUGGUGAUGAGUGCAACCAGAGGAGCAGGAUGUAACAUUGUCAUCAGUUCUCUGGGAGAAGAGUUGAAGGCGACUUCAAUUAACUGCACAAAGAGUCUGGGUACAUUCAUUGAUACCUCUCAGCUGCACAACCACGAUGUGUUCUCCUACGGAAUGUACAGUUUGACCAUGGACCGCGCCUACUCUGCUGUGGACAUCUCUUCCAUAUAUGACCCCGCGAAUAUUGAGGACGUCAAGCUCCUGCAACGUAUGUUGAGUGAAGGUAUAACUCGUGGCUACGUGCGUCCAUUGUCCCGCGUCACGUAUGCUCCACAAGACGCGCCGAGCGCGUUCCGCUUGGUAGCUGCCAGUAGGCACCGCGGCCGUGUGCUUCUGAAGAUAGGAGAAUCUACACUACCGGCUCAACCCAGGAUCACCUGCAGCGCUGACCGCACCCACCUGAUUAUUUGCAACGAUGACACCUUCGGCCUACAAAUCGGUGACAGACUGGUUGAACGUGGUGCCAAAAAGAUUUGUGUGCAUUACCAGAAACAUUCCAGCUACCUCCAGAUCAAAAUUAGGUCUUGGCAAGAGUCGGGCGUUGAAGUCGUCGUCUUGACUAAUGAAUUGAAAAAAGAGGAUGAUCUUAGUGUUCUACUGAACAAAGCUAAGGCGGUGGGCCCAGUGGAAGGUGUGUACGUGACUGUUGGGGACCAGCAGCGGGUUAUCGACGAAGCCUUCCUCAACAUCCUUGACAAGGCCUCCAGGAAACUUUGCCCCGAAAUUAAAUACUUCGCAGUUCUAAGUACUGGUGAAAACUCAAUCGGAAGGGAAGUAUGUCUUCGUCGUGCUAAGGACAACUUACCGGCGACCAUACUGUCGCUACCAGAGUUGUCAAACUACGUGACUGAAGGUGCAUGGUACCGUGGCGCAACGGAGGCUUUGGAGAGAGCACUGCGUGGCUCGCACAAUGUCGUUCAAGCAACCACGGCGCCUCCCCAGCAAGUCUCGCUGCUGCAGAAAAUUGCUGCCAUUGCUGGUGUAACUAUUGAUGACAAGGUCAACAAACAAACGACUUUCGAAGAAUUAGGCAUUGAGAAGGAACAACUGACAAGAAUCUGCACAUACCUGAGAAUCAAUUACCAGUUGGUCUUCGAAGAGAGCGAUUUGCUGGCUUUGACGAUUGAUGCUAUCGAAAAAUAUGAGAAAGCUAUCACCAAAUCGGAAUUCAAAGAUGAGAAGGGCCUAGCGACGUUCUUCACCAACGUGGACUCUGACGAACUUUUGGCGACGACUGACUUCGUAUUCUUGCCGACGCUUGUAAACGAUGCCGCUAUGAGAGACGACGAAUUCGACUCAAGCCAGACGUAUCUGUGUAUUAUCCCUGGUAUGGAGGGCCACUACGAAAGGUUCCGCGUACUGUGUGAGAGACUCAAGCUGCCGGCGCUGGUGCUGCAGCCUGGACUCGAUCUGUUCAACGAAACUGUACAAGAAACCGCAGAAAGGCUCGCUGAAGUAUUCCUGAAGAAGAUGGGAUUGAGGAACAACUUCUACCUCCUAGGAUAUGAAAGCGGAAUAUUUAUUGCGUUAGAAAUGGCUGAAAUUUUGGAAAAGAAUGGUUUGACUGGAACCGUAUACUGCCUUGGAUUUGCCCCUGACGAGUUCGUGCUCAGACUAGAAGAUCAACUCGCAGAAUAUGAAACUAAAGAGCAACUCCAAGAUGCCGUAGCGAAACACAUGUACUCCAUCAUGACGGAAGGUGACUCCACAGGAGUUGAUGAAGCAUUACAAGCAGCCAGCACUUGGCCGCAGAAAGUGGACGCUUGCGUUAGGAACUUACUCGGUCGUGUAUCGCAUUCAGCUCAGUACGCGCGUGCUCUGAUUGAGUCGGCUCUAAGGCGUAUCGAGGCCACACGUCAUUACGUACCACGCGUGCACGCUCUGCGUUCUCAAAUAGUCCUGAUGCGUGCUGCGUCCUCGCACCCAGCGCCGUCCCCCGCCGCCCUGCAGCGCCACUCACAGCGCCCAGUCAUCGUGCACCAACUGACCGCUCCCCUAGCUCAAGUGACCACUGACCUCAACUGCGCUGUAAUUGUCAACACUUAUUUGGACUCUACACUUCAAGAAAUUUUCGACAACAAGAACCUUUGCAACACGUACCUUAUCAACGCUAACUCUUUCAUGGCUCUUGAUUAAUUUUAUUAACUAUUCAUCAUUUAUUUAUGUCAUACAAUAACCUAAACCAUAAAC
This is a messenger RNA of Spodoptera exigua (beet armyworm), 7091 nucleotides long. Lineage: Eukaryota; Metazoa; Arthropoda; Insecta; Lepidoptera; Noctuidae. The record is from the annotation of a GenBank genome assembly.